This is a messenger RNA of Strongyloides ratti, 645 nucleotides long. RefSeq lists its product as hypothetical. Lineage: Eukaryota; Metazoa; Nematoda; Chromadorea; Rhabditida; Strongyloididae. The transcript is spliced from 3 exons. The coding region runs from base 1 to 645 and encodes 214 amino acids. The record is from RefSeq and is a predicted model, not a curated record.
AUGGCAUCAUUAACUAUUAUAAUUAGCAUUUUGUUUAUCAAAUUGAAAUUUAAAUAUUAUAAAUUAAAAUCAAAAGAAAUAAUUGAAAAUGGUAUUUCUGUUACAAAAAUAUCAAAAUUUACACCAACAAUAUCUUUAGAUAUUUUUGAAACACCAAGGGAUAAUAACUAUUAUGGUAAUAUGUUAAUUGGUGAUAAUGUUUCACUUAAAUCAGUAAAUAGUGCACCAACUUAUAAUAAUACAUUAGAACCUGGUCCAUUUAAUGAUCAAAAAAGAAGAGUAUCUGAAGAGACAAGAUUUACAAAAAAUUCUGCCCGUAGCUUUAGUGAAGUAUUUGAAAAUUUAAAUGCUUUAAAACUUGAAAAAAUGACAAAUGAUAGAAAUAAGGUUGUUAAUGAGAAUGGUAUUGUUAUGGAACCUGUUGUAACAUCAAUACAAGAAUUAUCAUUGUCAAAAAAAAAUAUUCCAAUUGAAUUAGAAUGCCUUAAAAAUGAUAUGAUUGUUAAUAAAGCACUUCAAAAAGUUAAAAAAAACCCAAAAGAUAGAAUAUUAAAAAAAAUAGAUUCAUCAAUUAUUAUGUUUUAUGGUGAACCUAUAUAUAAUAUAACAAAAGAUACCGUUAAACCAGGAGAAUUUAAAUUAUAA